Messenger RNA from Lotus japonicus, 856 nucleotides. RefSeq lists its product as uncharacterized. Lineage: Eukaryota; Viridiplantae; Streptophyta; Magnoliopsida; Fabales; Fabaceae. Bases 72 to 800 code for a protein of 242 amino acids. The record is from RefSeq and is a predicted model, not a curated record. The transcript has a single exon.
UUGUUGAAAUUCACCCGUGUAUGUCCAUUGAUUGAAGAAUCAGUCUCUUGAAACUAAAAUAUUUCUUAGACAUGGCAAAUCUUACAUUGAAUCAACAUGCCAACAAUUCUGAAGAAAAUGAUUCAAACUUAGAACAAAAGCUUCAAAAUUGGUCAAUUCCAAAGAUUAGAACAAACCAAGUUUAUAAAACUUCAAUCUUUGAAUUCAACCCUGAUUAUGAGAUCAAAACAGUGGAAAAAUCUUUUGCAGUCCAAGGUCCAUACCAGAGGAUUUCCAUUUUGGAUUCACGCAUAGUGAAUCAACAUGUGAGAAAAUAUCGUGAUCUACACAUUGGAUUAGUUCAACUAGCUGUAAAACCUCUUACCAGAUUAAGGUAUUGUGACCUCCCUAUCUUAAUCUGCUUAAGAGAUAAAAGGAUGUUGAGAUUUCACGAAUCUGUGUUAGCAGUUCUUGAAUGCAAUAUUCAGAAUGGACCAGCAUAUUUCAAUUGUUUUCCUAGCUAUCCAGUUUGUCUCAGAGACCCUCAUGUUACAACAUGUGUAGAUUUAGAUAUAAAAAUUCCAAAUGAAAUGUUCAUUGAUGGAAUUCCACCGGUUAGUAUCAUGUACAGAUUUUGUUAUAAAGUCACUGACAACCUCUCUGGCAUAAAGGCCGUAAGAGAUUACACAGUGAAUGAAACUGAAGUAACAGAAAUCAAUGCUGAAAACUCUUCAAGAAUCACCCGGAAGAUACUCAAACAUGAUGAAAUCACAUAUCCACAAGAAUGGCUGCAAGGAUGUUCUUCACAACCUGCACCUUGAAAAUGUUCAUUGCCAUUGGUCAAAAACUAUUCAAGGAUAUCAUUAUGGCUUAAGAA